AUGUCAACAGUUACUGACUUAAUUUCGUCUUUAAAACCAGAUGAAAAGUUUGUUUCAUUUGAGUUCUUCCCCCCGAAAACAGAUUCUGGUUUUAGGAACUUGCUAGCACGGCUAAACCGUUUGCUGGCAUUCAAUCCACUAUUCAUCACUGUGACAUGGGGAGCUGGAGGUUCAACUAGUGAAAAGUCCUUAGAUCUUGCAGCAACGUGUCAGAAAAGGAUUGGAUUGAAUACGGUCUUACAUUUAACAUGUACAAAUACUGAUAAGGAGGUUAUUGACGAAGCAUUAUCAAAAGCAAAAGAAAGUGGUAUUAGAAAUAUUCUUGCAUUGCGGGGAGACCCACCAAGAGCGGAAGAAUACUGGACACCCAACUGUGACUUUAAUAAUGCCGUUGACUUGGUCAAGUACAUAAGAGAGCGCUACGGCGACUAUUUCUGUAUUGGUGUUGCAGCGUACCCUGAAGGACACGUUGAUGGUGCAGAUACAUCUGGGCAGAAUCCAAGAAAAGAUAUCCCGUUUUUGAUUGAAAAAGUCAAAGCUGGGGCAGACUUUAUGAUUACUCAAUUGUUCUUUGAUGCCGAUAAGUUUGUAAGUUUUGAGAAAAUGAUACAGCAAUGUCCGGAGUUGAAGGAUGUGCCAUUGAUACCGGGGCUUAUGCCAGUAACAACUUACAAAGUAUUCACAAGAGCAACAAAGAUGUCGCACGCAACUAUACCGAGAAAUGUUCUUCAUGAGUUUGAUGCUAUUAAGAAUGACGACGACGCAGUCAAGCAGUUGGGCGUCAACUUGAUUUGCGAUAUAAUAGAUAAAUUAGAUGAAAAUACAAAUGUCAAGGGAUACCAUUUUUACACAUUGAAUUUGGAAAAGGCAGUGGCGUCAAUAUUGAACAAAUCGGAUGUGUUGAGAGGCAUAUUGGAAGGUCCAUCGACCAUAAAUGAAAACGAAAAUGCCAUUGCUUCAGACUCUGAGGACGAAGGUCCGAAACACUUUAGAAGGAAGUCCUCCAUUAAUGAAAGAGCUAUACAGGAGUCCUUAUCAAUCGAGGUUUUGAGGAAUAAAAAAACGCUUGUGGAUAUCAGUAGAGGUAAAGGAGCUUUGGGAAAAGACGCGACUUGGGAUGAUUUUCCAAAUGGUAGAUUUGGUGACUCAAAUUCUCCCGCUUAUGGUGAGAUAGACGGGUAUGGACCGAAUUUGAAGAUCCAUGAUUCAAGUGAAGCCAUUACAAAAUGGGGCUGCCCCGAGACAUUAAAAGAAGUGAGCCAAAUUUUCAUUGACUAUCUUUCGGGGAAAAUCGAUGUUGUUCCCUGGGCAGAUACAUCACUCUCGCCUGAGACUGCAUUGAUCCAGGAAGAAUUGUUUGAGCUUAAUCAAAAAGGUUGGUUUUCGGUGGCUUCUCAGCCGGCAGUCAAUGGUUGCAAGUCUACAGAUAACAUUUUUGGUUGGGGACCACCAAAUGGUAUUGUAUAUCAAAAGUCCUUUGUGGAACUAUUCAUGCCCUCCCAGGACUGGGAGGAGGUUAAGAAGCACCUUGAUGAUUCCACAACAUACUACGUGGGAGAUAAGUCUGGUCGGAUUGAUCUGAAUUUGCCCAUUGGCAGGGAAUCCAGGAAUGCGGUAACCUGGGGCGUGUUCCCUCUGAAAGAAGUUGUACAGCCUACUGUUAUAGAUUAUGAAUCUUUCAAAGCGUGGAACGAGGAAGCGUUUUUAUUAUGGUUGGAAUGGGCGAGAUGUUACAAGAAGAACUCGAAAACUUUUGAACUUUUAAAUUCUAUACACGAUACCUAUGUAUUAGUGAGUUUGAUACAUCAUGAUUACCAAGAGGAAAGCGCACUAUGGGAUGAAUUGAUGCAAUAG
Messenger RNA from Lodderomyces oxycetoniae, 1854 nucleotides. Its product is annotated as methylenetetrahydrofolate reductase (NAD(P)H). NCBI's taxonomy places the organism in Eukaryota, Fungi, Ascomycota, Pichiomycetes, Serinales, Debaryomycetaceae. Bases 1 to 1854 code for a protein of 617 amino acids. The record is from RefSeq and is a predicted model, not a curated record. Gene Ontology annotation, molecular function: methylenetetrahydrofolate reductase [NAD(P)H] activity; FAD binding. Gene Ontology annotation, biological process: tetrahydrofolate interconversion. Gene Ontology annotation, cellular component: cytosol. The transcript has a single exon.